Molecule: messenger RNA, 1884 nt
Organism: Linum tenue
Lineage: Eukaryota; Viridiplantae; Streptophyta; Magnoliopsida; Malpighiales; Linaceae
Source: the annotation of a GenBank genome assembly
CGUUUCCCACCUCUCCUUCUCCCCCAAACCCACAACCCUAGCUAAAAAUCUCACGACCCAAUCUUGCUAAAGAGCGGAUCGGAGAACUCUAGCCACCAGCAUCGCCUCCCGCAAGUUGACCGGCGGCUCCUCCUUCGCUACUUCUUUUUCGCAUCUGGCGACUCCUUCUGCUACUCCUCAUGCUCCUGUUCCUGCUCCGUCGACAACGAACUGGCCAAUGAGUCCAAAUCACUCACGUAUAGGCGGCGGAUGACGAGAAUGAGCAAGACAACCAUGGAUCUAGGUUCCCAGGGGAUUCUGUUCUCGAUGAUUGAUUCCCCCAAAAUGGCGAAAGUAGUCUCGUCCAACCGCUUCUCGUUGGUAGGGAUAUGGGAAUCGGUCCAAACUGCGGUGAGAGCUUCGGGUUAUGGGAUCCGCGUAGUAUGCUUGAGCAAUUAUGAGGAGGAUCUACUUAUUUCGUGCCAGAUUCAGAGCGAGGAAGGGGUGAAGAAAGCCAAUGAGAUUGGAGCACUUACGAUAGAGACGCGCAAAGUGCUCGACAACCAUUCCUUUGUAUUUUGAUUUCAUUUUGCAAUUGGUUGCUAACCCUUUGUUUUGCAGAUCUUUUGGUUGUUGAUUUCCCCUUCGUCUGCCACAUCCCUUGACUAAUUGUUUACUUCGUUUAUUUCUAGUUUUGUUUUUUGCUUCCAUGCUUUAAUUGAAAGGAAGAAGGUUCUGCAAUUGGUUGCUCUAACCCUCACCCUGUUUAGUUUUUGUUCUGGUGAUCCAUAUUUGCCUCUUACAAUUUUCUUUGUGUCUCUCAAUAGGGCUACAUUAUGAGUUAUGACUAAACAGUCCCUUAUGACUACAACUUUCAAAAUAUUGUAAGCUCUUAUCCUCUAUCGUAUUUGUUGCUAAUCAAUUAAACUAUUACUAUGAAACUAAUGGCCUUGUUUACCUUGGUCUUAUGUAAAUUGUAAAAUCUACCGCUGUUUGAAAUUAUGGAAGAGCAAUCCUGCAAAAUAGCUUGUCGGGCAACACUCUUUUGAUUUCAGCAUCCUUAUCUUGGGUUAAUUGCCAGUAUAUGAUAACUUUUAUGGAAGAAAAUGAACAUUAUAUAACCAUGCUAACAGUUUAGAGAUGGGUGUGCAUGAUACUAGAUAAUCUUCCUAUUGUUGUCCCAAGACAGAGGAGGCAUGGUGGUCAGUCAACUACUUAGGAGCAUAGUUUCCGAAUUUGGUUCAAAGGAAAAUGGUCAUGUCCACACUUUCCUUCCUUACUGCUGCCUCUACACCCUGCCCACUCCCUCGCCACAUCUAGACGUGGGAGCUGCAAGCAGAGUAUCACUACUCGAGGCGGACGAGGUGAGGCAAGAGGCGGCGAGGGCAGUAGCAGGGUUAUUCUCGCAGGAGCUUCCCCCACCGGGGCGCUGUCCCUUUGGUGGUGGGACGAGCGGGCUGGCCACGGAUUUGAAGAUGGAGUUUGCGGAUUGUAGGAGAGGAGUAGACAGCUGCUGAAGCAAAUAUAAAGCAGCACACUAAAGCUACAGGAGGUGGUGUGAACCAGCAAUGACCACCGUUCGGAUACUUUGGCAUGGAUUAGCAGCGACCAACAGCUGGGAUAUUUUGGCAUGGAUUGUGGUGUUGAUUGUGGUUAGUUUGAGAAUAAAAAAUGAAUGUUAUCUUACAAUAUUAGAGUAAAUUCUAGCUUUUUAGACACAGAAUUCCUUGGGCAUGAACAAUGAAUGUUCUUGUUUUCGUUUUCCUAGGUGUAUAUACUACUUUCAAAAAUUGUAAAUGUUAUAGUUGGAAACAUGUUCGGUUAGUGACCUAUUAUGUAUGGUUUUAUGUACAAGGAUGUUCCUAUUAAUAACGUUUGUUAAAUUAUUACUCUUCUUAUAAGAAA